AUGGCUCCUCCAUCAAGAAUCAAGAAGAAAGUCGUCUUUCUUGGAGAAUCGGGUGUGGGCAAAACGUCGAUCGUGCUUCGAUACGAUGGAAAGGGAUUCGACACAAGUAUUCGAGCGACACUUGGCGCUAGUUAUCUCGUAUCGACAAUCCCGAUCGCCGCGACAAAUAUCGAGCUGCAGAUCUGGGACACGGCCGGGCAAGAAAGAUUUAGAUCAAUGGUACCAAUUUAUCUACGAAAAACGGAUGUCGCGAUUUUAGUGUACGAUAUAACGGACAUAAGAAGCUUCGAUCAAUUAAAUACAUGGGUUCAUUUUCUCCGAAACGCGGAAACGAAUGACGCAAUGAAAUUGGUGCUAAUCGGCAAUAAAACCGAUUUGGAAAUGAAAAGAACAGUUGAUCAGAGGAAAGCGAUUGGAUAUGCGGCAAAGAUUGGAGCGUCCUAUCACGAGACAUCAGCCGCCUCGAAUACGGGAAUUGAGGAGGCUUUUUUCGAGUUAGCCACACAAAUCGUCGCCUCUUAUCCGAUGGGAAGACGAAAAAGAUCGGAAGAAAUUAACUCCGUCACUCUCAAUGAAACGAAAGAGAACUCGUCGAAAUGCUGC
This is a messenger RNA of Mesorhabditis belari, 603 nucleotides long. The record is from the annotation of a GenBank genome assembly. NCBI's taxonomy places the organism in Eukaryota, Metazoa, Nematoda, Chromadorea, Rhabditida, Rhabditidae.